This is a messenger RNA of Solea senegalensis (Senegalese sole), 631 nucleotides long. Its product is annotated as ras-related protein Rab-14-like. Gene Ontology annotation, cellular component: Golgi apparatus. The record is from RefSeq and is a predicted model, not a curated record. NCBI's taxonomy places the organism in Eukaryota, Metazoa, Chordata, Actinopteri, Pleuronectiformes, Soleidae. Gene Ontology annotation, molecular function: GTPase activity; GTP binding. Bases 122 to 412 code for a protein of 96 amino acids. The transcript is spliced from 4 exons.
AUCGCGGAAGCGGGGGAAGGGUUCCUGACGGAUCAGCAGGCUAACCAACUCAUAAAGAUAAAUAUCUGCAUAACCAGCUGUUUAACUCGGGUUACAUAUAAGAUAGACACCCGGACCGAAGAUGACAGCCGCACCUUAUAACUACUCCUAUAUCUUCAAGUACAUCAUCAUCGGUGAUAUGGGAGUAGGGAAAUCUUGUCUGCUGCACCAGUUCACAGAGAAAAAAUUCAUGGCGGACUGUCCUCAUACAAUCGGGGUGGAGUUUGGGACGAGGAUCAUGGAGGUCCAUAGUCAGAAGGUGAAGCUGCAAAUCUGGGACACUGCUGGUCAGGAGCGCUUCAGAGCCGUCACCAGGUCGUACUACAGAGGCGCCGCUGGUGCCCUCAUGGUCUAUGACAUCACCAGGUACUAAAGGAAAUAGGUUAGGUGGUGUCGGUGAUGGCUUUAAAUUAAAUGUAUCUAUUCUAAGUAGGGAUGUCCGAUAUUGGCUUUUUACUGAUAUUCGAUAUGCCAAUAUAAUUCAACACUUAAUUUCUGAUUCUGAUAUUAACCAAUGCCGAUAUAUACAGGCCUUUUUCCCACAAAACAUGUCAAAUACAUUUAAUAAAUGCAUAUAUUAUUAUUAAAUUAU